This is a messenger RNA of Nezara viridula (southern green stink bug), 1435 nucleotides long. The record is from the annotation of a GenBank genome assembly. NCBI's taxonomy places the organism in Eukaryota, Metazoa, Arthropoda, Insecta, Hemiptera, Pentatomidae.
AUAUAAGAAGCGCUCUAAGAAGAAGGUGUCAGUUUGAGUGCCGGCUCUGGUUCUUCUUUCCUCCACUUCUUUGCUUCUUGUCAAGAUGGUCAAACUCUCCCCGAAUAGUGUCAUCACUUCUGGCAGCAUGAAAAUGCCGAUUUUCGGUUUGGGGACAUGGCAGUCGACCCCAGAAGAAAUCGAUAUCGCUUUGAAUGCGGCAAUCGACGCAGGUUACAGGCAUAUUGACACCGCCUAUGCAUACUCUAAUGAAGCUGCCAUUGGUGCUUCUCUUAAAAAGAUUUUCGAAAGUGGAAAAAUUACCAGAGAAGAACUGUUCAUUGUUACAAAGUUACCAUUAAACGGAAAUAGAUUUGAACAUGUUGAACUAUUUCUGAAGAAGUCCCUUGAAAACUUGCAAUUAGACUACGUUGAUCUUUACCUUAUCCAUUGCCCAGCGGGCGUGCAGUUUAAAGGAAUGGAUCAACUUUUACCAAUGGAUGAGAACAAGAAACCUUUAAUUGACUACAGUACCGAUCUAUUGAAGUUAUGGGAAGGUAUGGAGGCUCAAGUUGAUGAUGGACGAGCAAAAAGCAUUGGUUUAUCGAAUUUCAACCAAAGCCAGAUCAAAAGAAUUGUCGAAAACUGUCGUAUUAACCCAGCAAACCUUCAGGUGGAAAUGCACAUCUACCUCCAACAGAAAGAGUUGCUGUCUUUCUGCAAAGAGAAGAAUGUGACAGUGUGUGCCUAUUCCCCGCUAGGAUCUCCCGGCUUUAAACCAUUUUUAGAGAAAGUUGGCUUGCUUACUGAUAAGACAAAAUUUUUAUAUCCUAUGGAAGAUCCAGUAAUCAUAGAAAUCGCCAAGAAGUAUAACAAGCAACCUUCCCAAAUACUCUUGAGGUAUCUGAUGGAAUAUGGAGUAGCAGUUAUUCCAAAAAGCACUAAUCCAUCAAGAAUCAAAGAAAACAUUGACGUAUUCGACUUUGAAUUGUCGAAAGAAGAUUUCGAAAAGAUAAGCGCCUUGGACCGCGGCGAAGAAGGAAGGACAAGCGGUGGUAGUGGCACUUUUGCCUUCUUCAACUUGUUGGAAAGUCAUCCUGAGUACCCAUUUCCCAAAUAAAUUUGGAUCACUACUUUAUGCAUUCGAGAGCGUAUUUAACAAUAUUGUUUGCCUUGUGAAGUUUUACUAGUACACGAUGUUUGAACAGUGUGAAGACGGUUUGUACCUGACGUAUAUUAACUUUUAUUUUAAAUAUAUUUUUUUAUUUAUUAUGUACACAAAGGUACCUCCUUGUUACUUCCUCACCCAAUUAAGAAAAGUAGAAAAAAAACAUUGUUGCCCUUUAUUUAGGAUUAUUGUAUUUUUAAUGUUUUGCGAACUUUUUCGUAGGUUUUUUGUUCUAUGGCAAUUAUGUUACCAAUUGUUCAAAAUAAAAAAUCUUUCUUUUCAAAUUUA